CUCAACCCAACAUAACAGACAACGUAACGGUUUCUGUCAGUGCCAGAUUAAAGGGGAAGACACCCGCACAUUUAUUCCAGUAUUGCUUUUACUUACAAGCAUUACAUGUAAUUAAUUUGAAAGCCUCUCUUCCGCUCGUUGUUGGAGAUAGCUAGCCGCGCGAGGACAUCGUUAACGUUAGCUUCUCGGACGUUACUACCAGAGAGCGUUCAACCGAGCGUUGUAUCUCUGACCAGCUCUCGGUAGACAGACACCGUCACCAUGACGGAUCCGGCCGAGGAUGGGAAGCAGGACAUGAAACAGGCAAGCAAAGAGGCGAAAGAGAGCGAAAACGUGGCGGAAAAGUAUUCAGCAAUGACAGUAAGCAAGAUUAGCGAAAUGAACAUGGGAGAGCUGUCGUCCGCCUUCAGCGCGGUGCCGACUCACAAACCAGUUAAAAAGCAAAUCCAGUUUGUGGAGGACAAACAGGAGUUCAGCAGGUUCCCCACCAAGGCCGGCCGGCGCUCGCUGUCCCGCUCCAUCUCUCAGUCAUCCACAGACAGCUGCAGCUCCGCUGCGUCCUGUACGGACAGCUCUGACGACGAGACCUCCCCACGGGACAAAACUCCGGUGAACUCCAAGGGCAGCAGCGACUUCUGUGUCAAGAGCAUCAAACAGGCUGAAUUUGGAAGACGUGAGAUUGAGAUCGCAGAACAAGAUAUGUCCGCGCUGAUCUCGCUCAGGAAGAGAGCCCAGAGUGAGAAACCAUUGGCAGGGGCCAACAUUGUGGGCUGCACUCACAUCACGGCCCAGACUGCAGUGCUGAUCGAGACUCUGGUGGCUCUCGGGGCUCAGUGCCGCUGGACUGCAUGUAACAUUUACUCUACUCAGAAUGCAGUGGCUGCUGCUCUGUCAGAGACGGGCGUGGCGGUGUUUGCCUGGAAAGGGGAGUCUGAAGAUGACUUCUGGUGGUGUAUCAACCGCUGUGUGAACACUGAGGGUUGGCAGCCCAACAUGAUCCUUGACGAUGGAGGAGACUUGACUCACUGGAUGUACAAAAAAUACCCCAAUGUAUUCAAGAAGAUCAGGGGCAUCGUAGAGGAGAGUGUCACUGGGGUUCACAGGUUGUAUCAGCUGUCUAAAGCUGGAAAACUGUGUGUACCGGCGAUGAAUGUAAAUGACUCUGUGACGAAGCAGAAGUUUGACAACCUCUACUGCUGCAGAGAAUCUAUCCUGGACGGCUUGAAGAGAACCACAGAUGUCAUGUUUGGAGGCAAACAGGUGGUCGUGUGUGGGUACGGUGAGGUUGGAAAAGGCUGUUGUGCUGCUCUGAAAGCUCUGGGAUCCGUUGUCUCCAUUACAGAGAUUGAUCCCAUCUGUGCCCUGCAGGCAUGCAUGGACGGAUUCAGGGUAGUCAAGCUGAAUGAGGUCAUUCGCCAGGUUGACGUCAUCGUCACAUGCACUGGGAACAAGAAUGUGGUAACCAGAGACCAGCUGGACCGCAUGAAAAAUGGCGCUAUUGUCUGCAACAUGGGCCACUCCAAUACUGAGAUUGAUGUGGCAAGUCUUAGGACCCCAGAACUGACCUGGGAGAGAGUGCGCUCUCAGGUGGAUCACGUCAUUUGGCCUGAUGGCAAGAGGGUCAUCCUUCUGGCAGAGGGACGUCUCCUUAACCUGAGCUGCUCCACUGUUCCUACAUUUGUCUUGUCCAUCACAGCCACCACUCAGGCCCUGGCCCUUAUCGAGUUGUACAACGCUCCAGAGGGACGAUACAAGCAGGAUGUUUACUUGCUCCCCAAGAAAAUGGAUGAAUAUGUCGCCAGCCUGCAUCUGACCACUUUUGAUGCCCACCUCACAGAGCUUUCCGAUGAGCAGGCAAAAUACCUCGGCCUGAAUAAGAACGGCCCUUUUAAACCCAACUACUACAGGUAUUAGUCUGCAAGGGAACCACAGCUCGGCACACCUAAAUAUGAAUGCUACCAUCACCGAUCCCUAAGACAAGAGACAGAUUUAUGUUUUGAGUUUUUUAUACUCUUCACAGGAUUCACAGCUUAUAUCUAGUUGUAUUUUACUGCCUAAAGCAAGUUUAGCUUUACGUGCUGCUUCCUUCAGAACUGCACAUGGCACCCAGCUGGCUACGAGAGCAGCGUAUCCACAGCACUUAUAUCUGCUGUUUUUAUUCUUUUAAAUUUUUAAAUUAUUAUUGUGAUCUGUUUCCAAAAUCUUCUGGCCCCUAGGUUAUUUUAGAGUUCUGAUAUAUAUUGAAUAAUAUAUUAAUAUAUUGUGCCAAAUAGCUGUGACAGAGAAGGGUUAAAGUUGAUGUGACAUGCUAAUGGUUAGUUGUGUAAACUGUUAAAACCUACUCGAGUGAUUAUUUUGAUAUAAACAGAUAAAAUUCCUCUACUUGAAAUUCCAAACCCAUAAAACUAAAACUCACUGAGUUAUUUUAGCCGCUGUUGGCUCCUUGUUUUGUCUCUCUCAUCAACCUUUUGCGUGGAACCGUUGGAAACCAAGAACAAAGUCAAGCUCCAACUGUAUCUCUCAGGAGUAGGUGAACAAAAUUAACUUUUAUUUGUCACACGACAAGAAACUUGACUACAAUUCGGGGUUAAUGUGUGUCUGCUGAAGUAGGCUAUAAUUUGCUGACAAACGAGCCAGAACAUAACUUGAUGAUCUGAUUGUAAAUCAGGGCUGUGUUUGUGUGAGUUUGUUUCGGUCCCUCAGUGGUCAAAAAUCACUUCAUGCAGCGCGAAAGCAACGUGUCCACUUACUUCAUACAUUCCAUCCGCAACAUAGAGAAGAAAUGUCCUGUUCUAUAGUGUCGUCCACAUUACUGCGAACAAUCAACACAUCUGGGUGAAAAAGGAAAGUCAGUACAUUUGACUACAGCAAACGUAAAAAGAGAACUUGACAUUUAUUUUCUUGUAAAUAUGUGUCCAUUUAUGAGGUUUUGGUGUCUGGUUAGAAUAGUAUCUGCAUCUCAGGGCAUCCAAAUAUCUCCAAUUAUUUGUAUAUAUAUUUGUACCUGAACUUAGUGUCCAUGUCUAGACAAUAACAUGAAAUUAUUUUGUAAAAUAGAGUUAGAGCUGUUAAUAGUCUCAACUAUAUGUCACCUGUCCAGAGUUAGUUGACUUUUGCAGCUAUUUAUAUUCUGUGUUGUUGAAGAUUUUAACAACAAAAACGUCAACGUAAAUCCUAAAACGCUCUGGACCCAGACAUGGACAAGCACUGCUGUCAGUCCAUUGGCCUUGGCGCGUAUGUUAGAUAGAUAGAUAGAUAUAUACUUUAUUAAUCCCCAAGGGGAAAUUUGUCGUGACAGUAGCAGCAACACACAAGAAUAAAAAACAAAACACAAAAUAUAAGAAACAGGGAUGAAAGAUAUAGAAGUAUACAAGUAAAAUAAAGUAAAAUACAAAACAAAAUAUAUAUGUAAAUAUACAACACACAUGCAUACACAACAACACUGACAAAUCAAAUACAAAAAUAUUAAAUAUAGACAGAGUGCAAAAAGCAAAGUGUGUGUAUGAGUGCAGAGCAAAUGAAAUGAAAUGUGUGUGUAUGUGUGUAGUGCAAACAAAUGAGAUGUGUGAAGUGCAGAUCAACAUAGUGUAAGUAUUCAGUUAUUGCACUAUGAUCUGGCAAGAGGUGAUCUGUUGUAGCUGUACCUUCUGUGUUAUCUUGCAGUAUUGCACCAUUAUUACAGCUUUUCUAAUAUGACAAUAGUUACUUUAGUUUCGUGAUGCUUUUCAUUGUUCAAAAGGCUAAGCACAGUUGUUGUGAGAUUGGUUAAAUAGACAAACUCAUUAUGCCACUUUUACUUCUCUAUAUUUACUUUUAAUAUGUUUAUGUAUCUGUGGCCACAUUUCUUGACUUGAGAUUUAUUUUAGUAAUUCAAACUAUAUAUUGUGCAGGUAGUAGUUCUCUCAUGCUGAAUGUAUAGCUUUUCAACACCUUUUCACUUGCUGCAUAUCCUGCUGGUGGUCAGUGGGCCAAUCUUACACCUGUUGACGGUCCCUGCCGAGGGUUCGGCACCUUGUUACCUUUUUGAGGUUUUGUUCCACAUGUGUUUACUCAGUAUCCUGUUCCUGUUCAUCAAACCUUACCCAAAGAGUUACAGUUAAUUCCUGUAUUUAAUUUCUGUAAAUUUGAUCUAAUUAAAUUGUGUCACUUA
This is a messenger RNA of Pseudoliparis swirei, 4150 nucleotides long. RefSeq names its product S-adenosylhomocysteine hydrolase-like protein 1. Gene Ontology annotation, biological process: L-methionine cycle. Bases 262 to 1914 code for a protein of 550 amino acids. Lineage: Eukaryota; Metazoa; Chordata; Actinopteri; Perciformes; Liparidae. Gene Ontology annotation, cellular component: cytosol. The record is from RefSeq and is a predicted model, not a curated record. The transcript is spliced from 17 exons.